Molecule: messenger RNA, 2678 nt
Organism: Leopardus geoffroyi (Geoffroy's cat)
Lineage: Eukaryota; Metazoa; Chordata; Mammalia; Carnivora; Felidae
Gene: CAP1
Product: cyclase associated actin cytoskeleton regulatory protein 1
Exons: 13
Coding region: 141-1568 (475 amino acids)
Biological process (GO): regulation of adenylate cyclase activity; cell morphogenesis; cytoskeleton organization
Cellular component (GO): cytoplasm
Molecular function (GO): actin binding; adenylate cyclase binding
Source: RefSeq, a predicted model, not a curated record
CCGUCCAUUUCCGGUGGGGGUGCCGCGCCCAGUAAGGGCCCGGAAGUGGGUCGCGCGAAGAUUGCUGGGCGGUUCUUGCCGGAAGUGGAGAGCGGCUGAUCGCAGUCCGGAGGUGAGGCGGAACUCUGAGGUUGUACAUUAUGGCUGACAUGCAAAAUCUGGUAGAAAGAUUGGAGAGAGCAGUGGGCCGCCUGGAGGCAGUAUCCCAUGCCUCUGACAUGCACUGUGGCUAUGGAGACAGUGCUCCAAAAGCAGGAGCAGCUCCAUAUGUGCAAGCAUUUGACUCACUGCUUACCGGUCCUGUGGCAGAGUACCUGAAGAUCAGUAAAGAGAUUGGGGGAGAUGUGCAGAAACAUGCGGAGAUGGUUCACACGGGCCUGAAGUUGGAGCGAGCUCUCUUGGUUACAGCCUCUCAGUGUCAGCAGCCAGCAGGCAAUAAACUUUCGGAUUUGUUGGCACCCAUCUCCGAGCAGAUCCAAGAAGUGGUAACCUUCCGGGAGAAGAACCGAGGCAGCAAGUUGUUCAACCACCUGUCAGCUGUCAGCGAAAGUAUCCAGGCCCUGGGUUGGGUGGCUGUGGCUCCCAAGCCUGGUCCCUAUGUGAAAGAAAUGAAUGAUGCUGCCAUGUUUUAUACAAACCGAGUCCUCAAGGAAUACAAAGAUGUUGAUAAGAAGCACGUGGACUGGGUCAAAGCUUACUUGAGUAUAUGGACAGAGCUACAGGCUUACAUUAAGGAGUUCCAUACCACUGGACUGGCCUGGAGCAAAACGGGGCCUGUGGCAAAAGAACUGAGUGGAUUGCCAUCUGGACCUUCUGCUGGAUCAGGUCCUCCUCCUCCCCCACCAGGCCCACCUCCCCCACCAGUCCCCACCAGUUCUGGCUCAGAUGAGUCUGCUUCCCGCUCAGCACUGUUUGCGCAGAUUAAUCAGGGGGAGAGCAUCACACAUGCCCUGAAACAUGUAUCUGAUGACAUGAAGACUCACAAGAACCCUGCCCUGAAGGCUCAGAGUGGUCCAGUACGAAGUGGCCCCAAACCAUUCUCUGCACCUAAACCAGGAGUCAGCCCGUCCCCCAAACCAACCACAAAGAAGGAGCCACCUGUACUUGAACUGGAGGGCAAGAAGUGGAGAGUGGAAAAUCAGGAGAAUGUUUCCAACCUGGUAAUUGAUGACACAGAGCUGAAACAGGUGGCUUACAUAUACAAGUGUGUCAAUACAACAUUGCAAAUCAAGGGCAAAAUUAACUCCAUUACAGUAGAUAACUGUAAGAAACUCGGUCUGGUGUUCGAUGACGUGGUGGGCAUUGUGGAGAUAAUCAAUAGUAGAGAUGUCAAAGUUCAGGUAAUGGGUAAAGUGCCAACCAUUUCCAUCAACAAAACAGAUGGCUGCCAUGUUUACCUGAGCAAGAAUUCCCUGGAUUGCGAGAUAGUCAGUGCCAAAUCUUCUGAGAUGAAUGUCCUCAUUCCUACAGAAGGCGGUGACUUUAAUGAAUUCCCAGUCCCUGAGCAGUUCAAGACCCUAUGGAACGGGCAGAAGUUGGUCACCACAGUGACAGAAAUCGCUGGAUAAGCGAAGUGCCACUGGGUUCUUUGCCCUCUCCCUCACACCGUGGGAUAAAUCUGUAUCAAGACGGUUCUUUUCUAGAUUUCCUCUACCUUUCUGCUCUUAAACCGCUUCUCUGCUCUGAGAAGCACAGCUACCUGCCUUCACUGAAAUAUACCUCAGGCUGAGAUUUGGGUGGGAGAGCAGGUCAGUUGAUCUUCUGCAGGAAGGUGCGGCUUUUCCCUGUCAGCUCAACCACACCACCAGUCCAUUCUUAAGGAACUGCACACCAGGACUGCUGUGUUUUAGCUUUCAGCCUUUGGGGGUUAUUUGACCAACAGUCAUGUGGGAAGAAUAAAGCGGUCCCCAGGAAGUAACAGAUCAGAAUGUUCACACAAGUUCAUCUUUUUCUAACAAUGCCCACGAAGGUAGCAGAGGCUGGUGUGAUUCUAGCUGGUUCUUCUAACCAAACUAACUUUUCACUGUUGACAGGUGAGGCAGGGGUUGCACUGGACCAGAGGCUGAAGCCUGGCCAUCUAGCAUUCCGAGCAAAAAUUGAUUCCUGUAGGCAUUCCUUUUAUUCUGCAUUCCAUCCUGGGUCUGCCUGAACCUGAGAGAGUAGGUUGUCCUGUAUCGGCCGCUGGGCAGAGCCCUGCGCCCAGGCCAGUUAAAGGAGUCUUGGACCCUUUCUUUCACUGGGAUCCCUGCCCAGCACCUUCCUACAGAGACGACUUAAACAAAAACAAAACAAGACAAAAUAAACAAGGAAACUACACCAUUCCAAGGAAUCUGGAAUUCCUUCCUUCUUCCAUGCUAGGUGCCUGCCCUCCGUCUUCACUGCCUCCUUUGCCCUGUCAUGCCCAACUGCUUUUGGUUUCUGUCCAGGCACCUGAACAAAGGACUAAAAUCUCCACUGCAGCCUGGUUUUAGGUCUCGUGUAAGAAUCUUGCACAGCAUUGCUAAUGUAAAUUACAGUUUUUCUCUCUAGGACACUUACCAAAAUAUGCAACUUUUUUUGGUGGGAAGAGAGAUUGUCCUGUGACUUCUACCCAUUUCCUGAGGCCUGUGGAAAUAAACCUUUAUGUACUUAAAGUUAUACAGAAAAUAGAAUAAAAUUAAUACCAAACUUGCUUAGUA